Anastrepha obliqua is the source of this 2311-nucleotide messenger RNA. RefSeq names its product metallophosphoesterase 1 (gene Mppe). Gene Ontology annotation, biological process: GPI anchor biosynthetic process. Bases 912 to 2021 code for a protein of 369 amino acids. Gene Ontology annotation, cellular component: endoplasmic reticulum. The transcript is spliced from 8 exons. The record is from RefSeq and is a predicted model, not a curated record. Gene Ontology annotation, molecular function: hydrolase activity. NCBI's taxonomy places the organism in Eukaryota, Metazoa, Arthropoda, Insecta, Diptera, Tephritidae.
AUAUGUAUUAUACAUAAAAAGAAAAUGCUCAAUAAAGUGUAAGAUCCAAACUUAAUUAGCCGUGGAGAGGGAUGUGCGUUUACCACCAGAAUUUAUCAGAAUCUAAUAGCAGCAGCAGUAUCUAUGCGAGUUGGUAACAAUUGCCAUUAUUUACGGACAACACCAACAAAACAAGCACGAAAAAGCAGAUUGCACAUGAACGCAGGAAAAAAUGCAUCAAAUAUAAAUAAUGUGUAGCGUCCACAAAAAUAGAACUUAACAAUGGGUGGUCUUAUUUAUUUAGGGCUACGAAUCUACGAACGACAAAGCACAACAAAGCAAAGUAAAAGGGAAACACGCCGUAUGUAAAAUACUUACAAAUAAACGAGAUUACGAAUACUAAAGGCUAGUGCGAAUUGAUAGAAAUUUAAGCCAACGUCUAAAUGUAUAAUUAUGUACGUGCCAAAUGCAGAGAACGGUCAUAAGACAAAUGUUAAUGUGCUUUAAUUAAAUUAUGAAAGAAAUGACGCGUGAGUAUUAUUGUCGUAGACUUUCUUCUUUUCACGAAUGCCGUUUAUGAUAGCAGCCGUGGUAGGAGUGUUGAGCUUUUGUUGGCGUUGUUUAUGUAUUGAUUAGUGGCAACGGAAAUUGCACCUCUACCGGCACAGUCUUGUUCAUCUAUAAUGAACAAUGCAAUGAACCAGGAAUUAGAGUAGAAGUUGUGGACAAAUACAAUCAUUUCAGGGAUUGUACAAUUAAUCAGUGUUAGACAAAUCAGAGAGAUAACGGGACAGAAUAUCUACGUAACGGGAGUAUGCGUGUUAAAGUCAGCUCAAGAGCAUAGUUACAAGGGCCUUUGAAUCACUUGAAAAUAUAUCAUAUUCAUCAUAUCGCGGACGUGUUUGAACACACUUAGCAAACGAGGGCAAAUCAUGGCAUCUCUGCGUCUGAUAAAUAGCUUUGUAUGUUAUAGAUUAGUACUGCGUGCAUUCAUAUCACUAUCGUUACUGCUGAUUUUCUUCAACGAAUUUAUUAUAUACUACAUUAGUCAAACCGCGUGGCAACAGAUUGAUUGUAAAUAUGAUAACUGUACCCGCAUAUUAUUUGUGGCUGAUCCACAAUUAAUAGGUAAUUCUUAUGAGAAGGGCUUCUGGAGCCCCAUAUCGCGAUACGAUGCAGAUAGAUACUUGCGAAAGACUUUCGAGCGAUCCCUGCAGUUUACUCAACCACAUGUUAUUUGUUUCCUGGGUGAUCUUUUGGACGAGGGUAGCAUUGCUACGCAGCAAGAUUUCAAAGGUUACGUCAAACGUUUUCAGCGCAUUUACAAAACUAACACUGAUAUACGAUUUAAAUUUAUAUCUCCAUAUACGCAGCGCAUUCAUGUGCCGGGUGAUAAUGACAUUGGCGGUGAGGAUGGUGAAUAUAUUUCAAAUUCGAAUGUGCGCCGUUUCGAAGAGGCAUUUCAAAGUGAGGACCUGUUUGAUUACGAGAAUAUGCUACGAUUCUUCAAAAUCAAUCGGAUGAUGCUUGACUUCACGAAUCCAGAUCGCGAGCACAACGGACAACGGCUGCGCAUUGGUAUCUCUCAUGCACCAAUUCUAAUUGGGGGUGGACCACUGUUGCGUUCAGUACUUAGCGAAUUAGACCCUCACGUAAUAUUCUCUGGUCAUUGGCAUGAAUCCAGAAUUUUUAUACAUCCAUCGACACAUGUGGUGAAUUUCUAUGAGUCAACUGUGCGGCACUUCGAUCUGCGCGCUCUAAAAGAAAAAGAGCAUGAAUACUUGGAGAUUAUGGUGCCGACAGCUUCAUACCGCAUGGGUAAAAUGAAGAUGGGACUUGGAUAUGCAGUGCUAGAGAACCAUCAGCUUAGUUACACAGUGCUCUGGCUGCCCAGCCGGUUCAUCUACUUAUUUUUGUACUUGUUUUGGCUGCUUCUGUCAUUGUGUGGUUUCAUUGUGUUUAGAAUGAUGACGCGAUGCCCUUUUCGUGUAGCCAAACGUCAAUCGCCAUACAGCCGAAUUUCAAGCAUACCUCAAUUUUAGAAUAUUUUAACAUAAAUAUAUAUGUAUAAUGUAGACACAGUUAACCGUAUAUGCAGUUUUUGAGAACUAUACUAAACAAUGUAUGUCAAAAAAAAUAAGCAGAUUUUAAUAUUAUACUUUAGUUAAUAGUAACAUAUACCUUUGUAGUUCAAGAUAAUUAAAUUUACCAUAAUUUAUUUUACAAUAAUAUUCGUUGAAAAUGAAUGUGUUAUAAGAUAAAGUAAAAGUGAUGUAUUAGUACAACAAUAAAGUGGAAACACCGUAUUGUUGGUGUUUCUAUGAACUCGCAA